CCACCCAGGGGCCAGUCUGGGCAGGCCAGUUCGCAGUCCCAGGCACGCCUCUCUGCCUCCACUCCGCUUUGCUGCUGCGCCUCUUUUGCAAACCGAGACAGAAACAAGCGAAGUGUUGGGAAGAAAGAAGCGCAAGCGCGCGCGAGAGAGAUAGAAGCCAGCCAAGGAGAAGCGGGUAGAGGGGGUGGGAUAUUGUAUUUCCCGGCGAUUCCUCCUCCUCCUGCUGCUGCUGCUUUUAUCAGGGAAAGGAACUGAGCAUGGAAAAACAAAGAGACCCGGCAUCGUGAGAUUCUCCCCGCAAAAAGCAGAAACUGUAAGUUUUGGGUAGGUGCGUUUGCAGGUUGCGGAAUAGCGCGCGGAAAACGUCUCUGACACACUCCAGCAGCGAGGAGUUCCAGAGAUCAGGCACUCCGUGGAAACUUCCACCCUCCUCACACAGAAGUGUUCCCUUUGAUCUUAUCUGGGUCUUUUCCUUCUCUUUUCCCCCCAGGUUUGUGAUAACUGAAUCCCCCUGGGAUGUCGAUCUCUCCCUCUUGCGCUAUUUUUAGGUUCCUGUUUUGUCAACCGCCGGUUUUAAAUAGGUUGUGACCUGCUAGGGAGAUGGGACCCAACACCUAGAUCAGUUUGCAGCCUCGAAGACUUAAAAAACACACAAUUAAAGGGCCAUUUAAAACAAUUCUUUUAAAAAAGAAGGUCAGGCAAUCAGCCCUUCGUGGUUCAAAGUGGUAUAUGAACAGGUUUAGAAAAAGCCUUUUGAGUAAUUGCAACAUAGCUCACAUUUUGCACGAUAACGUGAUUUAUUUCAUGAUGAUUCAUGGUUUCUUUAUGUACAAGUGUGGGUUUGGUGUUUUUUUUUAAAAAAAGGUUGCUGGCUCCUUCCUUUUGAGUAAGCAUGAAUAAACUCUGGCAUUAGGUUCUUGCAAGGGGGGUUGUUACACCAUUGUAUUCCCCACUCACUACAACCUGCGAGGCUUCCCAGUAGCCUUCAUACCUGACCAAGAUUUGAACCCAGUGCUUCUGAGUCCAGUGUUGUGUUGGUUGUUAAGUGUGGGUGGGCUAGGAAGCAGAAGUGUGGGUGGACAUUAGUUGGAAGGAUCCGGCCAUUAAUAAAUCUGAGCAAAAAGUUAUUCAACUGUUAGUUAUUUGAUGAGUCAAAUCAAAUCCUUUACUAAUCUCUGUGGAGCAACUGUGAGGACACAGGCAGACCGUGGAAAAACACAUUUAGGAAGAAUAUAUUGUGAUUUCUAUUAUGCUACCUCCCUGUUCAGCUGAGUGUGUUUGUGUUUGCGAGGAGCUGUUGUUUAUCCUUUUUACUGUGUUGGGAUUUUUUGUCUAGGCUGAGAGUUUAAAAUAUAUUACUUGACCUGCCCAAGUGGCAUGGACACCCAUAGUUUGCAGGGGGUCAGGGAAUUACUGGAUGAACCCCAAUUCCCCAGAUCCCCAACUUUCAUGAAGCAAAAAACUUCCUAGUAUUUGUGAGCUUGAGAUUUGAAGCAAUAUAUACUGACACUGUUAUGAUCAUUUGUAUGUGUGCAAAACUAGCUUAUUCCUCACUUUCAGAAUUUGGUUUCCCCACCCUCCCAAAAUUCCUGGGAAUACCCAUGGCUCUAAGGAUGGAGAUUCAGACACGGAAAUAAUAUUGCAGCAGCAUAGCUGUCAACUUACAGAUUUGAAAAUAAGGGACCAGCAGCCUCGAAAAUAAGGGAUCAGCAGCCAAAAUAAGGGAUCAACAAUUACUUUGAUAAAAUACAUAUUUUGUUGCGUGCAAAUGGCUUUAGAUACCUAUUAGGUCCAUAAAUUACCAUAUAGCAUAUAUUCAACACAAAAAAAGCAACAAUUUGUUGUUGACAAAGGACAGCUGGACAUAGAAAGGGCCCCAUUACCUUCAGUAGCUUAUUUAAGAGACAUCAUCAAUAAGGGACAGCAGUGGGACAUGGCACUGGAAUAAGGGACUGUCCCGCCAAAUAAGGGACGCUUGACAGCUAUGUGCAGCAGUCCAUCAAACACACAACACACAGCCCCUCUAGGCUUUGCCAACUCAGUGCCCUCCAGAAGUUUGGGACUACAACUCCCAUCAGCCUCGGCCAGCACAAAACAUCUGAAGGGCACCAGGUUGGUUAAGGCUUUGAGGGUCUUUUGUUUUUGUUUUACAGUUGAGGGAUGUAUAAAUUUUAUCAAUCAAACAAAUAAAUGAACUCCAGGAUGAUGCGUUCUCCCACAGGUUUGUCACAAACUGCACAUAGACGUCUCCGCAAAUUAGUAGUUUCUGCAUCCUGCAUCAGACAGAAGGAAUUCGAGCUAAGCUCUUAUUUACUUAGUGUAAUGCAAGGUGUUCAAUUGGAGCAAGCCUCCUUUAAUUCCCUUGUAGCAUGCGCUGGAAGCACCACUUGAACUAUUAAGCGCACGUUUCCCUGCUUCCCAGAAAGCCACGAGAAAUGCAGGCUGCUAUGGAUGCCAGACAGCAGCAUCUAGCUUCUAAAAUUUCCGGGUAGGGUAGGGUGAGGCCCCCUUGCCCAUGAAACCCUGGAUAACCUCUGCCAGUCUGGGUAGACAAUACUGAGCUAGGUGGAGCAGCAGCCUGGCUCCUUUUCAAUGCAGCUUCCCGUGUAUUUAAAGCACAAUUGUGUUUUGGAAUGUCAAAAACAAUUGGCUCUCUGCUUGCAAAAUGAUCCGAUCCAGUUUCGAGCGAGUCUUAACGCCCAGUGGGCAAUCAGAAUAGGCACAGGUGGCAUGUUAGUGACAGGACUGGGAACAAACCUCAUCCUCAUUGUUAUACGCACAGAAAAUAGUUAUGUUGCUUGCUUUAAUAGAAGGAUGAAAGGAAGGAUCAGAUGACUCCAUAGAACACAUCAACACAAAAACACCCCUUGCUUUGGAAACCUGGGCUUGACCCCCCUAACCUUGUCUUUUCAUUUGUUUUAUCAUUGAAGCGAAACCCGGUUUUGUUCUUGUGAGACGUGAAUUUGCUUGGAGUUGUCACGGUGCCGUCAAUCUCUUAAUUUGUUUGCGGCGCGGGCGAGGGGAGUGUUUGCAUAGAAACGAGGAUACCCGCAGGAACUGAAAUCACUUCUUGCCUAGGACCCACAUACCUACAGGACCGCCUCUGCUGGUAUGCCCUGCAGAGGACCUUAAGGUCCACAAAUGACAACACUUUGGAGGUCCCAAGUCGCAAGGUGGUUAGAUUGGUCUCAACUAGGGCCAGGGCCUUUUCGGUACUGGCCCCGACUUGGUGAAAUGCUCUGUCACAAGAGACCAGGGCCCUGUGGGACUUGACAUCUUUCCGCAGGGCCUGCAAGACAGAGCUGUUCCGCCUGGCCUUUGGUUUGGACUCAGUCUGACCCUUAUGUUUCCCUCCCCUUAUGGUUUUGAUCUAUGGCCUACUUUUAAAAUGAGGCUGCAUUUUAAAUUGCAUUUUAACCUGUAUUUUAAAUCCCCCCCAUUAUGUUUUUACUGUAAUUUUACUGGUGUUAGCUGCCCUGAGCCUGGCUCUGGCCGGGGAGGGCAGGGUAUAAAUAAAUUAUUAUUAUUAUUAAUAAUAAAUAUUAAUAUUAUUAUUAACUCCAAAGUGAUAAGGAGCUGGCGGCAGAGUGGUGAAUGUUUCAGGAGGAAAACAUACUCAGGGAAACAGAGGGCCUCCUUGGUGGCCAAACUUUAGUGUGCCCGGAUUUGCAAAAUAUAGUCCCCAGCUGGGGCGUUGCUUUGGCAAGUGAACCCCAUGCUCUUUCACUAUUCGAAAAUGUGCUGGCUGUUGCUCAGAUACGACCGGAGCUGGCACCAACGCCUGGCAUUUGGGGGCAGCUGUUGGGGCCUCCAGUGCCCCCCCCGCAGGGCACACGGCCAUGCCUGUCCUAAUCCCACCCACUCCCCUUUAAAUUCUUUCCUGGCCCUGCAGUCAGUGCCGGAUUAACCCCUCUGGAGGCUCCUAUGCAGUUGAAAUCUCGGGGUGCCCCUUGCAAAUGAUCCGCUAAUAUAUAUUUUUUGUUUGAUCGUUCAAGAUCAAAUCAAUAUUACUUUGAUCUGUUGCCACAGGACCCCUAAAGGACAUGGGUCAGUGCCUACUCUACCUAUUUGGUAGGGUGGCGCUGUGGUCUAAACCACUGAGCCUCUUGGGCUUGCCGAUCGGAAGGUCGGCGGUUCGAAUCCCCGCAACGGAGUGAGCUCCUAUUGCUCUGUCCCAGCUCCUGCCAACCUAGCAGUUCGAAAGCACACCAGUGCAAGUAGAUAAAUAGGUACCGUUGUGGCGGGAAGGUAAAUGGUGUUUCCGUGCGCUCUGGUUUCCAUCACAGUGUCCCGUUGCGCCAGAAGCGGUUUAGUCCUGCUGGCCACAUGACCUGGAAAGCUGUCUGCGGACAAACACCGGCUCCUUAGGCCUGGAAGCGAGAUGAGCGCCACAACCCCAUAGUCGCCUUUGACUGGACUUAACCAUCCAGUGGUCCUUUACCUUACCUUUACCUGCCUAUUUCAGCACUGCCUGAAUCUGAUGGGAUUCAAGCCACAGGCCUGAUAUUUUGGACCACAGCUCACUCCCCCCUGCGUCGGUCCUGAAAUCCUUUCCCAGUCCAGUCCUGUAACCCAUGAGUCGUAAUAACAGUGUUGUGCAGAUGUUGCAAAGCAGGGGAGACCUUUGCACCCAAGACACUGCUCUCCUGGUCCCUUUGCUCUCUAAGCAGCUCUGGGCAGCCCCAGCCUGAAAGGGACUUUGCCCCUUUGGCAACCAGCAGCGUCGUAACCUGAAGCAAGACACAAUUCAGCUGCUUAUUGGAGCACAGCGUCCGAGAGGGCAGACUGAGUUUAGUGGGGCAAUCCCCCACUGGCCCUAAUGACCCCAAUCCACCAGGUAGCAGCAUGCCUUUCAGUGCGCGAUGCUUGCCAUGCUUCCCUACAGACCCUCUCGGGUGCCAAGGUCAGCCAAGGGGGCCCUCUUGGUAGUUCCCCCACCCUCAGAGGCCCAAAGUGAUGGUGGCUGUCCAGGAGAGAGACUUCUCUGUGGCCCCUAAACAGUGGAACUCCCUCUCCACAAAGGGGCCCUGGGUACCUUCAUUGUACAGCUUUCGGAGGAUGUUGAAGACACACCUGGCUUUUGACACUUGAGGUCUACAUUUUUAGGACUCACCUGAUUUUAUUGAUUGUAAGAUGUUUUAAGUUGUUUUUUAAUUUUGUACAGUGGUACCUCGGGUUCCAGACGCUUCAGGUUAUAGACUCCGCUAACCCAGAAAUAAUACCUCAGGUUAAGAACUUUGCUUCAGGAUGAGAACAGAAAUUGCAUGGUGGCGGUGCGGUGGCAGCAGGAGGCCCCAUUAGCUAAAGUGGUACCUCAGGUUAAGAACAGUUUCAGGUUAAGAACGGACCUCCAGAACGAAUUAAGUUCUUAACCUGAGGUACCACUGUACUUGUUUUACCAUAACCUGCCCUGGGACCUUAGGGUAAAGGGAUAGAUAGAUACAGUCGUACCUUGGUUGUCAAACGGAAUCUGUUCUGGACGUCCGGACGCCUUCCGAAAACAUUCAACAACCAAGGCGUGGCUUCUGAUUGGCUGCAGGAGCUUCCUGCAUGGAACUGGAAACCGCGGAAGCAGCGUCGGACGUUUGGCUUCCAAAGAACCUUUGCAAACAGGAACACUCACUUCCGGGUUUGCAGCAUUCAGGAACCAAAACAUUUGACUCCCAAGGCGUUUGGCUUCUGAGGCACAACUGUAAAUAGAUACAUAGAUACUUACAGGGCCAUCUUAAGCAUAUCCGCUGCCAUGGUUCGAAGAUCCCCCCUUUUCCCAGAGUUGUUGACCUUUCCCCAAGCCUCUGUGGGGAUCACCCUACUCCUGUGGGGGCUUGGGAGGCAAGCUGCAUGCCCACCAGCCAUAUGGUUGGCAGGGCACAGCUGGUGGGCGUGUAGGGAAAGGGGAGGCCGCUGGCAAAGCCGCACAGCUCCCCCACUCACUGGGGUGCCCCUGAGAGGCCAGCGCCCUGGCGCAACGCGCCAGUAGGCCCAAUAGGAAAGACGGCUCUGGAUACUUAGAUAGAUAAACAGGGCUUUCCCCCCCGCCGGAACUCAAUUCUAGUACCUCUCAGGUGGGCACCAUGGCUAUUAUAAAAGAAUAAGGGAGGCGUUCCGUUUCUCCCAAUACUCAUAUUUCGCAAGCGAUCCUCAAUAACAUAGUACAUUUCUGCAUGUUACAAUCACUCGUUUAAUGUUCAUUUCUCUUGUUUUUGGUUGGACAAUUGGACCUGGGACCUUCUGCAAAAUCCAGAGAAUUACAGAUUGAAGUGCUGGGAUAGACAUAGUUGGUAGACAUAGCUCAUAGCACUGAGGCUCUGAAUCUCAGGGUAGUGGGUUCGAGAACCACGUUAGGCAAAAGGUUCCUGCAUUUCAGGGCGUUGGACUAAAUGAUCCUCAAGGUCCCUUCCAAUUGUAUGGCUCAUGGUGCGAUCCGGCACCUCUUUUUUUAUAUAUAUAGAAAAAUAGCACACUGGAUAGAUAGAUGAUAGAUAGAUAGAUAGAUAGACGAUAGAUUGAUAGAUAGAUAGAUAGAUGAUAGAUAGAUAGAUAUAGAUAGAUGAUAGAUAGAUAGAUAGAUAGAUGAUAGAUAGAUGAUAGAUAGAUAGAUAUAGAUGGAUAGAUAGAUGAUAGAGAUAGAUAGAUGAUAGAUAGAUAGAUAGAUGAUAGAUGAUAGAUAGAUAGAUAGAUAGAUAGAUAGAUAGAUAGAUGAUAGAUAGAUAUAGAUAGAUAGAUAGAUGAUAGAGAUAGAUAGAUAGAUAGAUAGAUAGAUAGAUAGAUAGAUAGAUGAUAGAUAGAUAGAUAGAUAGAUAGAUGAUAGAUAGAUAGAUGAUAGAUAGAUAGAUAGAUAGAUAUAGAUAGAUAUAGAUAGAUGAUAGAUAGAUAGAUAGAUAGAUAGAUUAGAUGAUAGAUAGACAGACCGAGAUGCCUGUCCUAGUCUUCAGAUUGGAACAGGCUAGAAAUCAAAGGAAAUGCAACUCCACUUCCCAUUAUAUAACCCCACCACUAAUUCCACGCUAAGCUAAUUUCCGUUGAUGCCGUCUUCCUCCCUGUUUCCCCUUGAGGUUGUUCUGCCAGGAUGAGGAAGGUUUAAUAGUUCCUCUCUCAGCCUGGGCAGACUGUCGGAGAAGAGAGAGUGAGAGAUCGAGAAAGAGAAGACAUUCAUUGCUCCUCUUCCCUGGGCGAGGCGGGUGUUAGAAUUCCUGCUCUGUGAUUGCAGUCAUGGGAUUUUUGUCUAUCACAUGACGGUGUAUGUUUCGACUCCACAGAGUGGGAAGUGACGGAGACAGGGUGUUUGUGUUAUUGUGUUCCAUUAAGUUCUUUUUCUCUUUGCUGCCUGAUGCUAGAGAGAGAGGGAGCCAUGUUGCAGUGCUCCGUGUGUGUUUAUAAGUAAAUAAAGUAGAUUAGCCAAAAUGCUGAGUUUCUGAGGUCUGUUACGCAAGCUGCGAAGACUCUGUGGAUCCCUAAGUGUGCCGGUGUCGGUGGGCAUCGGUCGCUGUGAUGUUUGAGCAGAAGAAAGCUUUUGAAGCUCCCGAACGAAAGACCAGGAGGGAGAGAACAUGCCAGGGUCCUACUCGAGUGUAGGACAAGCUCCUGACAGCGGGUGAGUUGGGGGGUGGCUGCCCUUUCUCAACGGCACAGAAUUAAAAUCCUGCUUUCCAUUCAUAAAUGCAUAGGCUCCAGUUAAGUCACGGGGCCCAACUCAGAAUCAGAAAGGUGUCUUCGCUCUAGGCAAGGAGGUGGGAUUAUAGUUAUCAACUGAGACCCAGCAUGGAUUUCUCAAACGCAAGUCAUGCCCAACAAACCUCAUCUCUCUCUUUUUUUAGCAGAGUUACAAGUUUGGUGGAUCAGCACAGCUGUCAACUUUUCCCUUUUCUUCCGAGGAAUCCUAUUCGGAAUAAGGGAAUUUCCCUUAAAAAAAGGGGAAAGUUGACAGCUAUGUGGAUCAGGGGAAUGCUGUGGGUGUAGUGUAUCUACUGAGAUUCUAUGAUCAUGAAUGCUCAAAAAACAGGUUUUCUGGAGGAGACCUCAGAUGCGGGGGGGGGGGAGAGAGAGCGAGGCUUCACACAAUUUGCAGUGAAUGUGCAUUCAGUGGUACCUUGGUUCUCAAACUUAAUCCGUUCUGGAAGUCUGUUCCAAAACCAAAGUGUUCCAAAACCAAGGCACGCUUUCCCAUAGAAUGGAUUAAUCCGUUCCAGACUUUUAAAAACAACCCCUAAAGCAGCAAUUUAACAUGGAUUUUACUAUCUAGCGAGACCAUUGAUCCAUAAAACGAAAGCAGUCAUCAAUGUACUGCAGUCACACACACAAUCAACCAAUCAGUAGCUGAACUGGGUUCCACACAGUCACAAAAACAAAACAAAAAGAGAUGUAAAAACAAAAACGCAAAAUAAAUAGCCAAAACAGACAGACCUCAGCGUAACACGCAAAACGGAAGAGUGGCACUCAAAUCAGAAGCGUAACACUCAAAAUGGAGCACGUUUGGCUUCCGAAAAAGGUUCACAAACAGGAACACUUCCUUCUGGGUUUGCAAUGUUUGGGUUCCAAGUUGUUUGAGUACCAAGGCGUUUGAGAACCAAGGUACCACUGUAUAUAUAUAUUUUGGGGUGAGACAGGAAGCCUUCCGUGCUGAUGCCAGUUCCUGCCGCCCAAAGGCAUUUCACCCUAACACCAUCUGAAAAAGGCUCAAGGCCCAGCAACCAAACUGCGACAACUCAAGCGGCGGGGAGCCGUGUGUGAACUGACCCCCGAGAGAAUGAUCUGGCAAGCUGAGCUGGCAGAAAUCCUUCCAAUACCCAGAGACUCAGGGGACAACUCUUUGGGGCGGGGGGACACAACCUGAACAAAAUGUUCCAUUUAGCCGGACAUCAGAACAAAUAGUUUACCGACGGAGCGAGUUUGUUUGCUGUGUCUGCACAGAAGCACGGCAGGACUUUUGGCUGCAAUGCCUGGCUGGGGUGUGGGGCAGUAUUAAGGGUGGAGGGGCAGCACCCCACUAUUCUUCCAGACCCCUCUCCCCACAAGCAGCUUCCCUGUCAUUGCAAAUGAGGGGUGGCCACUGUGAGAACAGGAUUCUGGGAUAGAUGGGCCUUUGGUCUGAUCCAGUUACAGAACUCUUUUUCUUCCUCGGUACAGAUUUGCGUGCUUAAGUUUCUUAUGCACUGGUCUCUUCCCAUGUUCAUAUGUUCUGUAAAAGGGACGGGGUUCAGAGCUGGUGUGUGUCGUUGCGCCAUCCAAGUCCUGUUGUUGAGAGAGCAGGGGCUAGGAAUCUCCGACAAACACUUGCCUGAGAUCAGAUUUUGCAUAUGAAGUCCGACAGUCCAGAGGUCAGGGAAUCCAGAUGAUCACAGAGCCAAGGGUACAGACAGAGAAUAAUAAUAAUAAUUGUUGUUGAUUAGUCGUUUAGUCGUGUCCGACUCUUCGUGACCCCAUGGACCAAAGCACGCCAGGCACUCCUGUCUUCCACUGCCUCCUGCAGUUCGGUCAAACUCAUGUUUGUAGCUUCGAGAACACUGUCCAACCAUCUCGUCCUCUGUCGUCCCCUUCUCCUUGUGCCCUCCAUCUUUCCCAGCAUCAGGGUCUUUUCCAGGGAGUCUUCUCUUCUCAUGAGGUGGCCAAAGUAUUGGAGCCUCAGCUUCAGGAUCUGUCCUUCCAGCGAGCACUCAGGGCUGAUUUCCUUCAGAAUGGAGAGGUUUGAUCUUCUUGCAGUCCAUGGGACUCUCAAGAGUCUCCUCCAGCACCAGAAUUCAAAAGCAUCCAUUCUUCGGCGAUCAGCCUUCUUUAUGGUCCAGCUCUCACUUCCAUACAUCACUACUGGGAAAACCAUAGCUUUGACUAUACAGGCCUUUGUUGGCAAGGUGAUGUCUCUGCUAAUAAUAAUAAUAAUAAAUGUAUACCCUGCAUAUCUGGCUGGGUUUCCCCAGCCACUCUAGGUGGCUUCCAACAAAAGAUUAAAAAUACAUUAAUAUAUCAGUCAUUAAAAAGCUACCCUAGGCAGGGCUGCCUUCAGAUGUCUUCUAAACAUCAGAUAGUUGUUUAUUCCCUUGACAUCUGAUGGGAGGGCGUUGCAAAGGGCGGGUGCCACCACCGAGAAGACCCUCUGCCUGGUUCCCUGUAACCUCACUUCUCGCAGUGAGGGAACCGCCAGAAGGCCCUCGGAGAUGGACCUCAGUGUCCAGGCAGAACGAUGGGGGUGGAGAUACUCCUUCAGGUAUACUGGGCCAAGACUGUUUAGGGCUUUCAGGUCAGCACCAACACUUUGAAUUGUGCUUGGAACGUACUGAGAGCCAAUGUAGGUCUUUCAGGACCGGUGUUAUAUGGGCUUGGCGGCCGCUCCCAGUCACCCGUCUAGCUGCCGCAUUCUAGCUGCAGUAAGGUAGGGCCAAGAACCACAGGCUUCGUUUCCAGCACCUGACUGUUGCUGAGAACUCUGUUUCAGAAGGCUGGAGUCAUCUGAUUCCCAUUAGUGCCUUCUCAUAGAGUUGGAAGGGACCCAAAGGCCAUCUAGUCCAACCCCCUGCAGUGCAGAAAUCUCAGCUAAAGCAUCCAUGACAGAUGGCCAUCCAACCUCUGCUUAAAAACCUCCAAGGAAGGAGAGUCCACAACCUCUGGAGGGUGAAGCCUGAUCAGCUGCAGAUGGAGUCGCUCUGCCAUGCCCCCCUUCAGGCUGGUGUUCAGCAGGUGAAGCUGACCCCUGGCCCAUGACUGUGUCCUUCACCAGAUGUUGUUGGACUACAACUCCCAUCAUCCCUGAGCUCAGGCCUUGCUAUCUAGGGGUGAUGGGAGUUGUAGUCCAACAACAUCUGGGAACCCACAGGUUGAGAAAGGCUGCCUUAGGGUCUCUGUACAGUGGUGCCUCGCAAGACGAAAUUAAUCCGUUCCGCGAGUCUCUUCGUCUUCGUUUUUUCAUCUUGCGAAGCACGGCUAUUAGCGGCUUAGCGGCUUAGCGGCUAUUAACGGCUUAGCGGCUUAGCAGCUUUAAGAAAAAGGAAACAAACUCGCAAGAACUCGCAAGACGUUUCGUCUUGCAAAGCAAGCCCAUAGGGAAAUUUGUCUUGCGGAACGACUCAAAAAACAGAAAACUCUUUCGUCUAGCGAGUUUUUCGUCUUGCGAGGCAUUUGUCUUGCGGGGCACCACUGUAUGUGUUUCCGCUUUCUGCAGCAGCGGCCGGUGGUAUCUACAGGCUUGGCCCACUUCCAUCUCUCAACUCUUCUCCUCGGAUCGGCAGCUAUUUAAGAGUCUGUCUUGCAGAUGGUUUAGCAGGAAUCAGAGCAGAGGUCUCCGCAUGUGUGCAUUGAAGGAGGAGCUGGCGAACAUCAAGGACUCAAAACAUUUCUAGUUUUCAAGGAACCUUUACGACCUUGUUAAAACCUCAGGGAGGACAAAGGGUGAAAAUCAGAAUAUAUUAUAGAGCUGUUAGUGGUGGGAACUCGCCCUUCCUGGCAGGCUACAUAGGGAAGCUGCCUCAAACUGGUCUAUCUAGCUCCAUAGUGUCCACACUGACUGGCAGCAACUCUCCAGGAUUUUAGAUAGGGUUGUCCCCUCCUACUUACCAGACUCAGACCUGCAAAGUGGUAGCUUUGUGUAGCUUCAGACCCAUUUUUGUUGUUGUUUAGUCGUUUAGUCGUGUCCGACUCUUCGUGACCUCCUGGACCAGAGCACACCAGGCACUUCUGUCUUCCACUGCCUCUCGCAGUUUGGUCCAACUCAUGCUGGUAGCUUCGAGAACACUGUCCAACCAUCUCGUCCUCUGUUGUCCCCUUCUCCUUGUGCCCUCCAUCUUUCCCAACAUCAGGGUCUUUUCCAGGAGUCUUCCUUCUCAUGAGGUGGCCAAAGUCUUGGAGCCUCAGCUUCAGGAUCUGUCCUUCCAGUGAGCACUCAGGGCUGAUUUCCUUCAGAAUGGAGAGGUUUGAUCUUCUUGCAGUCCACGGGACUCUCAAGAGUCUCCUCCAGCACCAGAAUUCGAAAGCACCAAUUCUUCGGCUAUCAUUUUUGAGAUUGCAUCCCAGUACAGCUUUUGCCACUCUUUUGUUAACUAUGAGAGCCACUCCAUUUCUUUUACUGGUUUCUUGCCCACAGUACCCUGUUCCUAUAGGGACACUGAGGAUUUUCUCUCAGAGCUGAAGAUAAAUGGUGAUUUCAGUUUAUAUCCACCUUUCUUCCAAAUACCAACCAUUUAAACAAGCAUUCUCAAAAGAACCUAAAAACAUUCCAAACACAGUUUAAAAACAUUCACCCAGUGGUUUCACAGGGUUGCCAGGAACAGUAUAUUUCAGCCAUCAAAUGUCUGGGUAAACAGGAAUGUUUUAAAAUUCCUUCUGUGAGACAGCAAGGAAGGAGGCAGACCCACCUCACAAGGGAGGGCAUUUGGGAAACAAGGAGCCACUGCCGAAAAGACCCUGUCGUUGCUCAAUACCAGCCAGGCAGCCCACAGUGGUGUCACCACCAGCAAGGCCUUGCCUCUAGUUGCCUUGGCAAACGACAGUUCAUAAACAAGAUGUGUGUGGUUUGGGAGCUGCACAGUCAGGGAAAAAACAAUGGGUUGUAAAGACUGUGGAGAGAAUAAUUGGGCGCACUCUUCCCACCUUGGAUCAAAUCUACGCUUUCAGGUGCCAUAAGAAAGCUGCAGAGAUAGCGCAGGAUACUGCGCACCCCGGAAAUGAUCUCUUUCAGCUUCUGCCUUCUGGAAGAAGGUACAGGGUUAUAAAGACUAGGACUAGCCGCCUGAUAAACAGUUUCUAUCCAAAUGCGAUUUUGGUUUUAAACACAGUGUAAGGUAGUCUGUAUGGGAGUAUAUUGUAUUUACUUAUGGGGUAUCAGAGUUUUUAGGGGGCUAACCAGGCUGGGAUAGCUGGGAUAGCAGGCUUGUUGGUUUUGAACGCCUUAUGUAGAUUUUUUUUUUCCAGUUUUGGGUGGCACUGUGGGUUACACCUCAGAGCCUAGGACUUGCCGUUCAGAAGGUUGGCAGUUCGAAUCCCCGCGACGGGGUGAGCUUCCAUUGCUCUGUCCCAGCUCCUGCCAACCUAGCAGUUCAAAAGCACGUCAAAGUGCAAGUAGAUAAAUAGGUACCGCUCUGGCGGGAAGGUAAACGUCCCAUCCCCGAAUGGAUAUGUUGGAGACUGAAACCUGGGGCCUUUUGCAUGAAAAACACCAGAUCAUAGAAAGCUGUCUUAUAUUGAGUCAAUUGGUCCAUCUAACUCAAUAUUGUCUACACUGACCCGCAGCAGUUCUCCGGGGUUUUCGGCAGAGGGUCUCUUCCAGCCCCACCUGGAGAUACCAAGGAAUGAACUGAGACUUUAAGUACAUAAGGAGAGUGCUGCAACUGGAUCAGGCCAGCAGCCCAUCUCUUCCAGCAUCCUGUACUCACAGCGGCCGACCACUUCACCCAGAUAUUCUGCUUCUCAGCCCAUUUUAACAAUCUUACUAGGGAAAUGAAAGAAAUAGAACGCUUCCUUUCUGACAUUUCCACGCAAGCCGAAACCACUUCUUUAUGUGGUCAGCUGCUCUAAGCAGCCGUAUCACUUAGAAAAUCCACAAAUGUCUGCUAAAUCGAAAUGUUUCCGAAAGCCUUUGUUAAAAGAAAGCAUAUUAGUAAACUGAAAAGCACCUCUUUUUUCCUGUUGCGCAAAGACAUCCAUGCGUACUGGCUGCUUUUAAGAGUUUGAAAUCUAUCAGCUAAAUAAAAACAGUCUGAAACAUCUAGCAGGUUCCAGUUAACCCCAACCCAACUCUAACCCUAACCCUAAACCUAAUCCCAACCCUAAUCCCAUCUCUAACCCUAACCCUAACCCUAAUCCCAACUCUAACCCCAAUCCCAACUCUAACCCCAACCCUAACCCUAACCCUAAUCCCAACUCUAACCCUAAUCCCAACUCUAACCCCAACCCUAACUCUAAUCCCAACUCUAACCCCAACCCUAACCCUAAUCUCAACUCUAACCCUAAUCCCAACUCUAACCCCAACCCUAACCCCAAACCUAAUCCCAACUCUAACCCCAAUCCCAACUCUAACCCCAACCCCAACCCUAACCCUAAUCUCAACUCUAACCCUAAUCCCAACUCUAACCCCAACCCUAACCCUAAACCUAAUCCCAACUCUAACCCCAAUCCCAACUCUAACCCCAACCCUAACCCUAAUCCCAACUCUAACCCCAACCCUAACCCUAAUCCCAACUCUAACCCCAAUCCCAACUCUAACCCCAACCCCAACCCUAACCCUAAUCCCAACUCUAACCCCAACCCUAACCCUAAUCCCAACUCUAACCCCAAUCCCAACUCUAACCCCAACCCUAACCCCAAACCUAAUCCCAACUCUAACCCCAAUCCCAACUCUAACCCCAACCCUAACCCUAAACCUAAUCCCAACUCUAACCCCAAUCCCAACUCUAACCCCAACCCCAACCCUAACCCUAAUCCCAACUCUAACCCCAACCCUAACCCUAAACCUAAUCCCAACUCUAACCCCAAUCCCAACUCUAACCCCAAUCCCAACUCUAACCCUAAUCCCAACCCCAACCCCAGCUAUCAGUCAUCUGAGAAGUGUUGUGGCUCUGCUGGAAGAGAUGUCUUCCUAGGCGCCCUCUCUCUCUCUCUCUCUGCCCUCCUGCGUCUCCAGUCAGGUGACUCAUUGCUUUAAUAGGUCAAAGUCAUCAUGCUGUGAAGCGUGGGGUGAUUUUAUAGGCCGCUCAGGUGUGUGGGAGGAACAUCGAGAAAGACAAAGGGUUUUGCGUUUAAUGAUGGGAAGGAACUUUUCAAAGAUAAGAGGCCAAUUUAGACAAGACGUUGAAAGGAGGAAGACCAAGUGAAAACGAUGCACUUAAGGAUUUUGUUUGUUUGUUUUGGAGGGGGCACUUCCAGAUUACCUGUUUCUUGAGGAAUUCAUCCUGAUUCCUUUGCAGGGAGAUGAGACAAAAUUGGCUCUUGAAUGAGAAUUUGUUCUGCUUUGUUUUCAGGGAGAUUAGAUGAGAAUUCUUUCUGCGUUGUUUUUUUGCAGGGAGUUUAGAAAAGGUUGGCUAUUUAGUGAGUUAUCCCAAUUCAUUUGUGGGGCAAUUAGGCUAUUUGGUUAUUCAAUGAGCGUUCCGAUUUAGGUUAGAUGCUGCUGUGUCAAAGCAAAUAUUGGCUCACACUUUCCGGUGUGUUUUCUGCCAACUUCCUUAUUGCUAAAAGCCGGCUCUUCGGGGGCGUGGGGUGCGGGUGGGGAAGUAGGUUUGUGGCACAUGACCUCCCAAUCAACUCUAAUUACACAACCUGAACUUGCCAUUAUGGGAUUGAGGUCACUCCCACACCAUGAGUUUCAGGCAUGUGGCUUCACACAGAAUCCUGGGGACAGUAGUCAGUUAAGGGUGCUAGGAAUUAGUUCUGUGAUGGGUGAACUAUAGUUCCUGAGGUUCAUUGCAGGAAGCCAUGGCUCUUAAAAUGGCAUAAAUGUGCAUUAAAUGUGGAGUCAGUAAAGGUAAAGGGACCCCUGACUGUUAGGUCCAGUUGUGGACGACUCUGGAGUUGCGGUGCUCAUCUCACUCUAUAGGCAAAGGGAGCCAGCGUACACCCUCCGGGUCAUGUGGCCAGCAUGACUAAGCCGCACACGGAAACGCCGUUUACCUUCCCGCUGGAGUGGUACCUAUUUAUCUACUUGCACUUUGACGUGCUUUGGAACUGCUAGGUGGGCAGGAGCAGGGACCGAGCAAUGGGAGCUCACCCCGUCGCAGGGAUUCGAACCACAGACCUUCUGAUCGGCAAGUCCUAGGCUCUGUGGUUUAACCCACAGCACGACCCGCGUCCCUGAAAUGUGGAGUUAUCCCGCUCCAAAAUAGCAAUAGUGCUGAAGUGCUCUGUGUUUCGUUUUUAAUGAAGAAAGGGAACAUGCUGAACAUCCCAUGUAUAAAACAGGAACAAAAUGUUGCAGUAUGACAAGCUUCUGUUCAUUGUUUCUUCUUCUCCCCCGCUUUUUAUAAUUCUUUUUUAUUCAGUUUUACUCUAUACAUUUAAAUUCAGGCAUUAAUCAUAAUCAUCAACAUUCAUGAUUCCCUGAAUCCUUGAACUUCCUUGCAAUGUUUCCAUUUCAAACUUUUUUCUACUCCAUCAUAUAUUUUCUCUAUUUUCUUAAAAUAAUCCAUUUCCUCCAAUCCAUUAAAAACUAAGGUUUUUAAUACAUCACAAGCGUCACUCAAAUCCUGCCAUAGUUUUAAGUUGUUUACAGUAUUAUCUUAAGUAAAUUGUAAUUUUUUCCCCAUCCCUUAUUAAAGUUUCUGUCUUCUUGGUUUCUGAUUUUCCUGGUCAUUUUUGCCAUUUCGGCGUAGUCCAUCAUCUUCAUCAGCCAUUCGUCUCUGGUCGGGACUUUAAAGUCCCUGUUCACUGUUUCAGCCAGCCAGAUGUGCCUUCUUCCAAGAUAUUCCAUCAUGUUCCCCUCUCCCCAUUUUCCACUCCUCCCUUCAAAAGGAGAAAUUCAGUAUUCCGUGACCAAGGAGCAUGGGUAGGCAAACUAAGGCCCGAUCGGUGAAUCUGGCCCAAUCGCCUUCUCUAUCCGGCCCACGGAUGGUCCGGGAAUCAGUGUGUUUUUACAUGAGUAGAAUGUGUCCUUUUAUUUAAAAUGCAUCUCUGGGUUAUUUGUGGGGCAUAGGAAUUCGUUCACCCCCCACCAAAAUAUAGUCCGACCCCCACAAGGUCUGAGGGACAGUGGACCGGCCCCCUGCUGAAAAAGUUUGCUGACCCCUGGUCAAAAAGCAUGGGCUCCUUUGGGUAUCCUUUGCCCUCUUUUAGGUUUGCUUUUCCCCUAAAGAUUUUGUGAACUUCUGCAAACUUUGGGGUUCCCCCUGCCCACCUGCAGAUCGCUAGCUCCCUCUUGUGGGUGGUGCGUUUGGGGCGCCUAAGAACAGGCGCUCAAGAGAACCGAGAGAGUUAUUAGUUUAGAUGCGAUGAUAAGACGAUAAGAGAAUGGAAAAGUGAAGGAGAAGAAGGAUCGGAGCCAAAAAUGCAAAACCUAACGAGUGUGGAAAGAGCAAAGGACAUGAGAUUAAGUGUACGGUAGAUGAAAAUUUAAAGGAACAAAGAUAAGAAACUGAUUUGCUGUGUCAACGCGAUAUUCGUCUCUCUGUUGUAUACCACUCUCCCACAAAACUGCGUCCACAAUUGUGGCUCGUGGCAGAUCAAAUGCGCAAUAGCAAUCCAGAAAAACGUAUCAGAAACCAUUAGGAAUAAACAUAAUGUUAAUAAGCAAAUGUAAGCCAUCCGGCCCCCUAUAGCAAAAGAAACUAGCCUAAUUUGACAGCUUAAGAGUAAAAGGAAUACAGUGGACACUCGGGUUGCAAACGUGAUCCGUGCAGGAGGCACGUUCGCAACCUACAGCGUUCGCAACCCACAGUGCCAUGUCUGCACACGUGCAGGUUGUGAUUCGGCUCUUCUGCGCAUGCGCAAAGCGUGAUUUAGCGCUUCUGAGCAUGCGUGAGCACCAAAACCUGGAAGUAACCCAUUCUGGUACUUCUGGGUUUUGGCGCAUCCGUAACCCGAAAACGUGCAACCUGAAGUGUCUGUAACCCGAGGUAUGACUGUAAUGCAGAAAUAAAAUAGUGGCAUACAAACUUCACCAUGUUGCAGAGGAUGUAUCCAAAAAUUUGGAUUGGAGACUCGAUCGUCAAACAUCCAGGCACCCCAGCUGGAGAAGGGCAGACAGUCCCUUCCCGGUUUUCCUUCAGAGCCAGUGCGGGAUUUACGUAUAAGCUAAACAAGCUAUAGCUUAGGGCCCCACUCUCUUGGGGGCCCCCCAAAAAUUUCACUAUUAAUAUAUUUCUUCUCAAUUGUCUUUCAGUUCAACAAUUACUUUGAUAAAAAUACAUAUUUUGUUAUGUGCAAAAGGCUGCUAGCCUGCUCCCUAAAAUAUCGCUGGUUUGCUCAUUUCUAUAUACAGUGGUACCUCAGAUUACAGACGCUUCAGGUUACAGACUCCGCUAACCCAGAAAUAGUACCUCGGGCUAAGAACUUUGCUUCAGGAUGAGAACAGAAAUCGUGCGGCGGCAGCGGGAGGCCCCAUUAGCUAAAGUGCUACUUCAGGUUAAGAACAGUUUCAAGUUAAGAACAGACCUCCAGAACGAAUUAAGUUCUUAACCCGAGGUACCACUAUAUAGGGUGCCUACAUUCUGCAUAGACGGGUUGCAUGGCAACAUGUGCAAAAAUGGCUUUAGAUACCUAUUAGGUCCAUAAAUUGCCAUAGAGCAUAUAUUCAACACAGAAAACAGCGACAAUUUGUUGAUGACAAAGGCCAUAUAAAGGGCCCCAUUACCUUCAGUAGCUUAGGGCCUCAUCAAACCUAAAUCCGGCCCUGCUCAGAGGGGCCUUGCACCCACCAUUAUUGGGGUCUCUCACCCCACACGGCAGCCACAACAUUCUUUCCCCCCUCUUCCACUAAGCAAUAUGUAUUCCUCCUUCUGAGAGCCAUGCGCAAAGCCUCAGAGCCUCACUCCCAAAGUGCUGACUCCCCAAAGGAGCAAGUUCACCACAGGGCCUCUGCUGUUUACUCUCCACAUCUGGCACGCAGAGGCAGACAAUCCGUGUACAUGGGUGUUCCUCUUCCUUUAUUAUAUUGAUAUAUCACAUCACACACCCCAAAGUGAUUUGCAGGACAGUAAAAGACGGAGAUACGCCGUGCAGUGGGAAGUUCACACACCUAUAGACAUACAAAAAGCGUUCGUCGAAAAAUAAAUAAAUGAAUCACUUAGAAACGCAAAGUCUCUGCCCACAACAGAAAACAAAAGUGAACCCCGACAGCUGCCAAAAGGUCAAUUGUUAGUGCUGUCCAGAAAACCCAGGAGAGUCAAAGCAUCUUUCCCUAAUGCUGAAAGAAGAUAGAGGAAGGUCUGGCAGAGAGUGUUCCAUAGAUGAGAGGCUAAUAAUCAUAAUAAUCAUAAUUUUAUUAUUUAUACCCCGCCCAUCUGGCUGGGCUUCCCCAGCCACUAUGGGCAGCUUCCAACAAAAUAUAAAAAUGCAGUAAUGCAUCAAACAUUAAAAGCUUCCCUAAACAGGGCUGCCUUCAGAUAUCUUCUAAAAGUCUGGUAGUUGUUGUUCUCUUUGACAUCUGGUGGGAGGGCGUUCCACAGGGCGGGUGUCACCACCGAGAAGGCCCUCUGCCUGGUUCCCUGUAACCUGGCUUCUCACAUUGAGGAAACCGCCAGAAGGCCCUUGGCACUGGACCUCAGUGGGUAGAACAGUGUCCAGGUAAUGCCCAACUCAUUGCUGUCAUUGGUGGUGAUCAUUGAUGGGCCAACAUGCCUGUCUCAGUUUCUUCUCAGUUUCCAGUUUUUUCAGACCCUAGAUUCAUCUUAAAGGAGAUGAUCUUAACCGAGAUUCUGACUAAACAUCAGGAAAAACUUUUUGGCAAUAAAAGCUGUUUGACGGUGAAACAGACUCCCUCUGGAGGUGUUGGACACUCCUUCCUUGGAGGUUUCUAAGCAGAGGUUAGAUGGCCAUCUGUCAUGGAUGCUGUUAUGCAUUGAAGUUCUCACCCUGGCCACCAGGAGUAUCGUGUAGAUAGUUUUCACUCAGGUCCACGUCAGUUACCCUAGGCAGGAAACACUGGGUUGUUGUUGCUACAGUGUUGACAGCCGGCUGCCUAUAAAAGCAGGCCAACUGAGCUGUUUGCUGUUCAGUGCUGUUCCAGCUUACAAAUAAAGAGCUGCUUUGGAGAAAUCGCUGCGUCAUCUGCUAUGUCUACCCACUAUUCAACAGAUGCUUUAGUUGAGAUUCCUUCAUUGCAGGGGGUUGGACUAGAUGACCCUCGGGUCCCUUCCAACUCUACAAUUCUAUGAUUUGCUUCUCCGCAUUGCUACAUCAGUUUGUGGUUUCGUUUUAUUUAUUAAAAAGUCUCCAUGAAACUUUGUCAGCAUUUCUCCUACUACAGAAAAUUCAUGUGCAACUUUUCCCCUGAUAUGCACAUUUUUUGCAAAGCAGUUUUCCUGAUAUAACACAUUUUGGUAUGUUAUUUUCACCAACUAUGUAGUAAUAUGGACACUUUAGCCUAGUGCAUGUAUUCCAGUACACAUCACUCGGCUGAAAAACAGUCUUGCAAAAUUCAGAGAAGUAUACUAUAAUGAGUAUGGGGUUGCUCGUGCGUAAGUUUCCGCCUCUCCUGGCUAUGUUGCCUUGUUAAACCUUUCUGUCUGGACAGCCCUUCAAUUCGUGGCUGCCUCAGUCGCUAGCAGAAUCCGUCAGUGGGCGUUUCUUAAACCUCUUCCAACAUAAAAGUUGUUUGACGCCCAGUCUCCUCCUACUCUCCCUGCAUGGAAGUCUUCUGCGCAGGGAGGGCGUGGGUAGCGGAGGACCAGUGCUCUCCCCUCUGGUGUCCAGUGAAGAGUCCUGGAGCCCUCUCGCCGAUUCCCCCAUCUGCCCCCCUUUAUCCCUGGUGUAACGUUGAUUUGCUUCCCCCUCUGCUGAACUGCCUCUCUCCCUGCUUGGCCCUUCUCUAGCAUCAUUUGAGAGCCUUCCCUCCGCCUCAGGCUCCGAUGUCAGUUCCCUGACAUAUACAUUUCUGGAUAUGCCUGUGUUUUGGUUUGUUUAUUGUUCCAGAAAGUGUGAGUUAGUUAGGAUCAUCUCUAAGUGUGACCUGAAUUGAAGUCUUCCCUGCCUCUGUUAGGAAUCCAUAAGCGGCUGCAACAGGUCCUGCCAACAUCUCGGAGCCUUUUCAGCUGAGUGAGGGGGCUGCAUGCUGGAGCCUGGGGAUCUGAAUUCUCAGCCCCUAUGAUGUUGCAGUUCAGCCUAGGAUGGUAGAUGUGAUUUUGUACUCCAGACUUGGCUGCAGAACUGCGUCGCAAAAUUCAGAGCAGUGCGAAUUUCAAAAGAGAGCUGUGUUUCAGUUCACAAAUUUGGCAUGUUCGCCGUUCGACACAAACUGAUUUGGAUCUCCCCCUCAUCUCUAGUGAUUGUUCAAUCUACCAUGAGUUUGUCUAAGAAGAAAACACACCAAGAACUCUGGCCAAUGUAAGUUUCAACUAAUUCGCAAAUCAGUAGUCAAUUGUAACAAAAACUAAUCCAUUCAAAAGCAUGUGUUCUGACAAGGAUUACAAACUCAAACAGAGAUUACAAACUCAAACUUAUAAGGAUAUGUUUAACACAAUAAUUUGUUACAGUAUUAAAAACAAGAGUUUAUGAGUAGAGAUAAGUUCAAGUUAGUCCAUAGUCAGAUUUGACGUGAAGAUCUUAGUUUCAAUCAUUGAGCAGAAGUCAGAAGUCAAUUAUGGAUCAGAAACCAGGACAGGGCCCGGUUCCGAUGUAUUCAUCUUCAUCAGCUAAUUUUUAAGGGGUCGUGUAAGUUUGAAGAAUUCGUAUAAAUAUAUCCUGUUAUUUUCUACGUUUCUCAGAGAUAACAACUAAGUGUGGGUAGAUCAACGUGUAUCUUGAGCUUUUCUUAAAGAAAAUAGGAAGGAAGGAAGGAAGGAAGGAAGGAAGGAAGGAAGGAAGGAAAGCUAUCUGAGCCGCAUCCUGGAAUUGUAAAUUCACGAAGGGAGGAGAACAGUCAUGGCUUUCAAAGUUAGGAAGCUAAUGUUCACAAAAUCAGGAAAGAGACCAGUGGGGUUGAAGGGUGACAAGGAAAGGUGUCUUCAAAGCUCUGAAGCAAAGGAACGAAACACUGAACAGGAAGCAAAGUGUUAAGCUUGGGGGAAAGGAAGGAGAGGGUUGUAAUUCCUUUCAAGAUGCCAAAUCUGCCCUUGGUGUUGUGAUGCAUGUUGUACGGUGGGCCUUUCGAGCACAGAGAAUCAAAGGAAGGCAGAGGCCGAAGCGAUGCUUAGACCGUAACAGAAGGACGUCAGAAGAGCCUGGCAGCAGGAUGAGGCCAAGCCCCCACUGGUCCAGCAUCUCGUAGGGCCCUCGUAUUUACGGGACCGCCUCUCCUGGUCUGCCCCGCAGAGGACUUAAGGUCCAUGAAUAUCCCUAGUUUAGAGGUCCCGGGCCCUAAGGAAGUCAGACUAUCCUCCAACGGGGCCAAGCAGCAUAAAAUACAGUAUAAAAACAUGAAUAACAAUAAAAUUCAAGAAUCAAAAAUCAAUUAGAUAAUCCCCAGGGCUAGCUGGCUGAAUUGGUCCUACUUGGGCCAGCGAGGAGGCCAGGGGAGAAUUAGCUGUGGGGUCUCAGAGUGGGUGAUCUUCAUAAAAGGGGAGGGGGAGGGAAGAGAAGGGAAAUAAAAGAUCAGGCUGAAUUCAAAUUAAAGGCCAGGCGGAAUAGCUCUGUCUUACAGGCCCAACAGGAGGGGGUUAAAUCCUGAAGGGCCCUAAUCUCAUGGGACAGAGCAUUCCACCAGGUCGGAGCCAUCACUGAGAAGGCCCUGGCCCUGGUGGAGGAUAGUCUGGCUUCCUUAGGCCCCAGGACCUCUAAACUAUGGUUAUUCAUGGACGUUAAGGUCCUCUGUGGGGCAUACCAGUAGAGGUGGUCCCAUAAAUACGAGGGCCCUUCAUUUGAUGAAGUGAAGGGUCAUGAGGGCCAACCAAAGGGCCAACCAAAUUUGUUAACCUUUUUUUAGGAUUGAUGUUAUUGAGGGGUUUUUUAGGAUUUUACCCCAGGAAAUAAACUGCCACAGGGGCUGGGUUAAACUGUCUUUGGACAUGUCUGGUCUAGCACCUAAAGGUGUAUAAUGAAGGCACCAGGCAAGCCUUCCCGGGGAGAGCAUCACACAACUGGGGAGCCGCUGCAGAAAAGGCCCUGUUCUCGUGUUGCCACCCUGAGGACCCUCGUGGAGGAGGCACACGAAGAAGGGAAGAGGGGUUGAUCAUUAAAUCGUAGUGCUUUCUAGUGCAAGAUGGGGCCUUAGUUCCUUACAAGCUAAGUAAAAAACCCCCCACAAGAGACGAGUAUCGGGCUUCCUGCUUGCGAACAGAGAGGCAUUUGCAGCCACUGGCAUCUGUGUGACCCUGUCGCUCUUUGCAAACUUGCCAGCGCAAGGCAGAUUCGCUUAGUGCAUCACACACGCACAACCUUCCUGCUUCCCUGGCACAUUUUUGUCUGCCCACACCAGACUCCGCAAGAAGGUCACUGUGUUCCAGCUUCUUUGCUCUGGGCGCCUGUGGAUAUUCCACCAAGGUCCCCAAGGAAACAGGAUUUGCUUCCCAGGAUUCGCAGGAAUGCAGAUCUAAAAGCUGGUCCAAUACCAGCCCAAGAGACGCUAUAAAUUCACAGUACAGCAGCAGGGCAGUUUGUGGAUUUAAGAUGUCUGGCAGGGUUGGCUGCACAUGCCCGAAAACAACAUUUGCUGUUGCCAUGCGGGCGGGACUCCCUGGCUCUGACAUUUAGAGAGUGUGUGGGGUUUCUUAGAUUUCUCCCUCUUUGCCCUGGCUUUCCUGCCCCAUAUAACCUGGUGCCCUGCAGUUUGUUGUCAUUAGUAGCCAAUUUGUAGAAAUCUGAAAAUCAAUUAGAAAAGAUUUGGCACACUGAUGGACUUUUUGGAGCUGGCCGACCUGACUGGAAGAAUCCGUGACCAGAAAGAAGGGGAGACACAAGAGGACUGGAUGAAAUUUAAAGAAUAUUUAGCUAAAUAUUGUGGUAUAAGAUAAUAGAAAAUCCUUGAAAGUAUCAAAUAGGCUUAGGGGCAGAAUAGGAAUAGGUGCUAGUAAGUAUUAAAGAUUAGAAUAAUAGUAAAGGAGAAGAGGUUAGUAAAUGAAAGGAGUUAAUAUCAUUAGAAAUAUGAAUUUGGAGAUCUGUUAUAAAAGUGAUAUAAUGAAAUUCAGACAGAGGGGAUUCGAGGAAUUCACCUAUUAAUGUGAAAAAAGUUGGGUAUUAGAAGGAAUAAUCUUUUUUGUAUGUGUUUAGUUUAUUGCUGUGUUUUCUUUGUUGAGUCUUUUUAUGUUUUUAUGUGAUGUUUUAAAUGUUGAAAAUCAAUAAAAAAAAUUUGAAGAGAAAAAGAAGAUGAAAAGAUUUGGCACAAAGAAAACCUGGUGCCUUUUGGACCACAACUCCCAUCAUCCCUUAACUUCAGCCACACUGGCUGGAGCUUAUGGGAGUUGUAGUCCCAAACAGCUGGAAGGCACCAUCAUGGAGGAAGGCUGCCCUGAAUCCUGGGAAAUCCAACCAGACUCUGUGAAAAAAACAAGUCCCCAGGUGUCCAUUGUUCAGCAAUGGUCAAAUAGCUCAUAUUCAGUCACAGACUUGCUUCCCACAUAGCACUAAGCCCUGGUUUGUUAAACCAUGGUUUGUUUGCUAACCUGAACCCUGCCCAGUGGCUUAACUAUGGUUGAUUUACUGCCAACAAACCACAAUCUGAAACCGUGGUUUGUUGUUGGCUUUCAAAUCUCAGUUGUUUUAACUGCAACUUAGCGUUACAUGCAAACCCAGCAGCCUUCCUUAACCAUGGUUGGUUUGGCCACCCAAAACCUGACGCUCAACAGGAUACAAAGGCACAAGUUGAGAGCAGCUGGAAGACAAACCAAGAUUUUGGAGGAGGAGGCCAUGGUUUGUUCAGUCAUCUGUGAGACAACUGGUGCUUGACCCUGUGCGUAUUAAACAAACCGUGGCUUCUUAGACAAACCAUGGUUUAUUGAUACUAGCAAACCAGGCCCUUCAUCACUCGGAAGAAAUGUGAUCUCCUCACAUCAAGGAAUGUUCUUGAAGCAUUUGUGUUAUGGUUUUAUGGGUUACAAAAUCUGACUGUAAUAACAGCAAGACUUCGAACAGGGAGCCCCAAACUUUUUUCAAAUAGGGCCAGAUUUGAUGAAGUGAACAUGCUUGUUGAGCCUUUUUUUAGGGUGGAAGUUGUUGACCUUUUUUUUAGGAUUUGACCCCAAUAAAUAAACUGCCACAGGGGGCCGGAUUAGGCCCCCCAAACGGACUUUGGACAUGCCUGACUUUGUUGUUUAGUCAUUUAUUUAGUCGUGUCCAACUCUUUGUGACCCCAUGGACCACAGCAUGCCAGGCCCUCCUGUCUUCCACUGCCUCCCGCAGUGCCUCCUGUUUGGUCAAACUCAUGCUGGUAGCUUCGAGAACAUUGACCAACCAUCUCGUCCUCUGUCGUCCCCUUCUCUUUGUGCCCUCCAUCUUUCCCAACAUCAGGGUCUUCUCCAGGGAAUCUUCUCUUCUCAUGAGGUGGCCAAAGUAUUGGAGCCUCAGCUUCAGGAUCUGUCCUUCCAGUGAGCACUCAGGGCUGAUUUCCUUCAGAAUGGAUAGGUUUGAUCUUCUUGCAGUCCAUGGGACUCUCAAGAGUCUCCUCCAGCACCAGAAUUCGAAAGAUCCAUUCUUCGGCGAUCAGCCUUCUUUAUGGUCCAGCUCUCACUUCCAUACAUCACUACUGGGAAAAUAAUAAUAAUAAUAAUAAUAAUAAUAAUAAUAAAAUUUUAUUUAUACCCCGCCCUCCCUGGCCAGAGCCAAUUUAAAAUACAGGUUAAGAUGCAAUUUAAAAUGCAGCCUUAUUUUAAAGUAGCCAAUAAAUCAAGAUCAUAAGGGGAGGAAAACAUAAGGGUCAGACUGAGUCCAGACCAAAGGCCAGGUGGAACAGCUCUGUCUUGCAGGCCCUGCGGAAAGAUGUCAAGUCCCGCAGGGCCCUGGUCUCUCGUGACAGAGCGUUCCACCAAGUCGGGGCCAGUACUGAAAAGGCCCUAGUUGCGACCAAUCUAAUAACCUUGCGACUUGGGACCUCCAAAAUGUUGUCAUUUGUGGACCUUAAGGUCCUCCACGGGGCAUACCAGGAGAGACGGUCCUGUAGGUACGUGGGUCCUAGGCCACAUAGGGCUUUAAAGGUCAAAACCAGCACCUUAAACCCGACCCUGUACUCCACUGGGAGCCUAUACAACUAACGCAAGUUAGGAAGGAUAUUAAUAAACAAUAUAUCCUCUCCUGCCUCCCUGAACAUUCCCACAGCCCUCUCCCUGCCAGCUGGAAGGAAGCUUGGCAAACCUGGAGAUUUCAGGUCAAGGCUGGAUAUCUGGGAACCUGAGUCUUUUCUUACAUGCUGGGCAGAAAACUAACACCCUCUAACCUCAUACUGAGCAUUCAACAGCUGUUUGAUCUGCAGAAACCAGCAGGCGAUUCAUUUGGAACAAAACAUCACCUUCUGCAACCCCAGAAUCAUAGUGUGUUAGAGCUGGAAGGGACCACAAGGGUCAUCUAGUCCAGCCCCUCCCCUGCAGAGAGAAUAAUUGGGUGCACUCUUCCCACCUUGGGUCAAACCUGCGCUUCCAGGUGCCAUAAGAAAGCUGCAGAGAUAGUGCAGGAUAGUGCGCACCCCGGAAAUGAUCUUUUUCAGCUUCUGCUGUCUGGAAGAAGGUCCAGGGUUAUAAAGGACUAGCCGCCUGAGAAACAGUUUCUAUCCAAAUGCGAUUUUGGUUUUAAACGCAGUGUAAGGUAGUCUCUGGGACGCGGGUGGUGCUGUGGGUUAAACUACAGAGCCUAGGACUUGCCGAUCAGAAGGUCGGCGGUUUGAAUCCCCGUGAUGGGGUGAGCUCCCGUUGCUCGGUCCCUGCUCCUGCCAACCUAGCAGUUCAAAAACACGUCAAAGUGCAAGUAGAUAAAUAGGUACCACUCCAGCAGGAAGGUAAACGGCGUUUCCGUGCGCUGCUCUGGUUCGCCAGAAGUGGCUUAGUCAUGCUGGCCACAUGACCCGGAAGCUGUACGCCGGCUCCCUCGGCCAAUAAAGCGAGAUGAGCGCCGCAACCCCAGAGUCGGCCACGACUGGACCUAAUGGUCAGGGGUCCCUUUACCUUUACCUAAGGUAGUUUCUAUGGGAGUAUAUUGUAUUUAAUUGUGGGGUAUCAGAGUUUUUAGGGUGUCAACCAAACUGGGAUAGCAGGCUUGUUGGUUUUUGAAUGUCUGAUGUAGAUUUUUUAAAUUUCGUUGUUCUGUAUGGGACAAUGGCAAUAAAGAUUAUUGUAUCGUAUUGCCGGAACCUUUUGCCCAAUGUGGGGCUCAGACCCACGGCCCUGACAUUAAAAGUAUCAUGCUCUCGUGACCGAGCUAUCUUAGGUUCUAUGUGUCUGGAAAGUUUGAAGGUUGAAUGUACUCAAGUGUAAUGUGGUGCUAAACCAGGGCAAAAAAAUAAUAAUUUCGCAUAUAUGCUCAUGGGGUUUGGACUGGCUGGGAGUGACUAGGAACAAAACCUUGGGGUCAUAACAUGAAGAUGUGUGGCAGCUAUGAGAAAGGCAGAUUCCAUGCUAGGGAAGAUUAGGGAAGGAAAGGAAGAUGAAGGUGCUGAUACCAUGAUGCUGUUACGCAAAUCUAUGGUGCGACCACAUUUGGAGCGCUCUGUUGAGUUCUGGUUGCUUCACCUCAAAAAAGGAUAUUGCAGAGUUGGAAGUUGAGGGAAAGGGCAAGAAAUGAUCAAAGGAAUGGAGCAAUUCCCCUAUGAGGAAAGAUUGCAGCAUUUUAGGGUUUUCUAAUUUAAAGAAUCCAGUAGUGAUGUAUGGAAGUGAGAGCUGGACCAUAAAAAAGGCUGAUCGCCAAAGAAUUGAUGCUUUUGAAUUCUGGUGCUGGAGGAGACUCUUGAGAGUCCCAUGGACUGCAAGAAGAUCAAACCUCUCCAUUCUGAAGGAAAUCAGCCCUGAGUGCUCACUGGAAGGACAGAUCGUGAAGCUGAGGCUCCAAUACUUUGGCCACCUCAUGAGAAGAGAAGACUCCCUGGAAAAGACCCUGAUGUUGGGAAAGAUGGAGGGCACAAGGAGAAGGGGACGACAGAGGACGAGAUGGUGGGACUGUGUUCUCAAAGCUACCAGCAUGAGUUUGACCAAACUGCGGGAGGCAGUGGAAGACAGGAGUGCCUGGCAUGCUCUGGUCCAUGGGGUCACGAAGAGUCGGACACGACUAAACAACAACAACAACAUUGGACUACAACUCCCAUCAUCCCACGAGCAUCGGCUACGGUGGCUGGGAGUGGUGGGACUUGUAGUCAAAAACGUCUUGAGGACACCAGGUUUGGGGAAGGUUGCCUUUGUGCCCAUGGCGGGAUAGGGGGCAGCCUGGCUUUGCCUGACGCGGGCUUCUUUCUCUCCGCCUCGCGGGUUAUUUGAGACUGGCAGGAUUUCAAGAAUCCCAUGCCUGGGCACGAAGCGCUCGCUCGCAAAGGGCAUUUGGAGAGAAGAAAGGCGAGGGAGGAGGCCGGUUCUCGGAACUGAGAGCUUCUCCCUGCCAAAGGGAGUCAACAAUCGGGUGGCAUUUCGAGCGGCACGGAAACAAUGGUGGCUUUGUUGCUGUCGGCUAAUUCUGCAGCCAGGCCACCACCUUUCAGCUGUGAUAGGAAUUUUGAGGUCUUAGAUAUAUGUUAAAUGUCCAUAAUUGUACCAACCAAGCACGUACGUAAGAUCAGCACAGGAAGACCGACCUGAAACCAUUUUGAUUCCCAAACUGAGCAAAUGUUUUCUCUGCAAGGUCAAGGGAAAAUGGAAAAGCCUCCCCAUUGUCUUUUCUUUCACAAAUCCUGUCUUAAGGGCACAUUUAAGAUAUGUAUAGGGUGGAAGCCUGUAACCUGGCUCAGGAAGAAAGUAUUUAUCAUUAUAAAAGACUGGCCAGGCUCCCCAAUCAAGUGACCAUUAAACAGGUAACCUGGCAGACAGGAGGUAAACAAAGCACUCAUAUUUCUGCUGUAAACAGCCCUUUCUGUGAUGUAGGUAUGAUGUAUGGAAGGGUGGUCUUGAGCUCCAGGGCAGGGAAUUUAGAUUUUCUAUAUAAGGCCUUGCGCGCCAUUGUUCUGGGUUCCUCCUCCCUCCUUUGCGCAUGUGCAGAAGUGCUGAAUCGCAACCCGUGCAUGCGCAGACACGGGUUGCGAACACUGCAGGUUGUGAACGUGCAUCGUGCACAGAUCACGUUCACAACCCGAGCGUCCACUGUACCAAUCAUCCAGAUGACAAAUUAUAUAAUUUAGGUGGCCUCCCGUGUACUAGAAUUGAUGGUUUGAUUAUUUACUUUAUUGCUGCGUUCCAAAUCUUAUUCAUCUCAAUUAAACUCCAGCCAAAAUAACAAUCCCUUAUACAACAACUGCAAUAUUGAUGACUUCCAUUCAUAUCGACACAUUAAAUGAUUUAUAAAUCUACAGGCGAAGCAUGCAAACUAUAUCCUUGUUCUUCCUGUGUGUGGCAAUUAUUCGGUCCGUGAUGUUUCUUCCUAUCCUUGUAAAAUAUUAUGUCUAGCUAUACCGCCUCCAGUAUUCAGGUUCGUGCAUGAAGAUUGCUACAUGCUCACCUGCGCACCAGACUAUUGGUGAUGGAUUGGGAGUGCAAGUUCAGGAGGUGGUGGGUUGAAAAUGUUUGAGAAACACUGUCCUAGUGAAUUUUUGAAAAGGAGACAGAGAGAGUUUCCUACACUGGGCCUCCCUCCUCGGGCCUCCUCUCCCGCUUAGAAUAAAUUAUGCAAAGCACAUGCCUGAUUUGCAUAAUGCGGCCGGGCCACUCCAAAGCGCAAUUAAUAAAUAAAAGGAUUUGUUUAUUUAAUCAUAACGUUUCCCCGCAUGCUUUCCCCUCCAGCCUGGACGUCUAAUGAGGUCAACUUCAACCAAAAUAAUUUCCCAACAACCUUACGCCAAAAACGCAUCAUAGUGGCUCGUUGAAAUCUGAUCCAUAAAAAUAACAAUUCCCGCUCGUCGUAGGAUGAAUUCAGCCUGAUUGUAAUGAUCCCAAACUAAAGUGUUUAAGGUCCAGAGGCCUCAUCUGCCUGAGGUCCAUUUGGCAUGCAAGUAACCAAACAAUUUAACCCCUGUGUUGCAAACAAUAGUCAGUGAUAUCCAAGGCAACACGAAGACCAAAUACAAUGAUACGAUAUCAAUAUACAUUCUUUAUAUAAUAGGAAAUAUAUGAAAUCACAUAAACAGAAAACUUACGAAUGUCUGAAAGUCACAAAAUAUGCACUCUUAAUGGAUUCUCUUGAAAACAUAAAACCAAAUAAACAUAAGUCUUAUAAGUCUCUGAAAGUCUUUGAAGACUAUGCAAGUCUCUGAAAGAAGCAAUGGAUCAGAUUAUUAUCUGGUGAAAACAGACUGUAAGGCUUUGUUUAUGGUGUCCAACACUGCCAAAGUAGUUUGCAAACAGACGUUGUGAACAGUGAUUCCGGAUAUACCCACUGUUUUGUGGAAUUCUUCAGCACAGCAGAAGGAUACAGAAUGCUUCAUAAACCCAUCUAUAUGGUGAAUGGAAAAGUAUAACAACAAUUGCUAUGGAGCAGUGGUCAUAAAGUUAGGUAGUCACUGCUGACUUUCAUAUUAUAUUAAGGGUUUUCAAUGCAAAGCCCGUUUCCCAACUGCUGUACGCUGCAAAUGUCUGGCAUAAUGGGGACCUGCCAAAGCUAGAAAUUUCUACAAAAUUCCAGGCAAAAAAUUUCUACAAAAUUCCAGGCAAAAUUUAAACAAAAUGUUUGUUUAACCCGGAGGGAGGCUGUAUGAAUUGUGCAUUGCUUUGUAAAGAUUUGUUGGGUCUCUGGACCGUAAUAAAAGCUUGAUUGAUUGAUAUAAAGAGUAUAUUGAUAUCGUAUCAUGACAUUUGGCAUGCAGAGCUGAGAUAUCCAUAUUUCACAGCUCCUGUUCUGAAUGACAGCUGUUAUGGCAAAGCAGAAGAAUAAACUCAAUAGGUACCUGCUUAUUUUACUGAAAUUUACAUCCGUCUGUCUUCUCAUCAACCUGCAAUCAGCAAUGUUUGCUUGGGAGAAGGCAAAGUAGGCAAAGCGACUCUCUUUCUCAGAACAAGGAAUUGGGCUGCGUCAAAGCGGUUGAUUGACACGAAAUCCUUCAAUGGGGGAAAGGGAGGGAGGGAGCUAAAUGCGGUUACUGCUGGCGUUACAAACCACAAGGUCAAGUUGAGCGUUUUUCCUGUCCAAAGCCCAACCAUCACUUGGGCUGUGUGUGCAUACCAUACAUUUAAAGCACCUUGUUGUUGUUUAGUCGUUUAGUCGUCUCCAACUCUUCGUGACCCCAUGGACCAGAGCAUGCCAGGCACUCCUGUCUUCCACUGCCUCCCGCAGUUUGGUCAAACUCAUGCUGGUAGCUUUGAGAACACUGUCCCACCAUCUCGUCCUCUGUCGUCCCCUUCUCCUUGUGCCCUCCAUCUUUCCCAACAUCAGGGGCUUUUCCAGGGAGUCUUCUCUUCUCAUGAGGUGGCCAAAGUAUUGGAGCCUCAGCUUCAGGAUCUGUCCUUCCAGUGGCUGUCCUUCCAGGGCUGAUUUCCUUAGGAAUGGAUUGGUUUGAUCUUCUUGCAGUCCAUGGGACUCUCAAGAGUCUCCUCCAGCACCAUAAUAAAUAAAUCAAUCUGGAAAUUGUAGUUUACCCUUGCGGAAGAUGCAGAGUGGCGGGGGUGCUGGCACUUGCCAAUGCUUUGCCACUCGGCUCGCGAGUCGUUGGUUUGGGAGUUGCGGGGGGCUGGGGGGCAGGCCAAAUGUCGCCCCCUUCAGGACCCAGGGCGGCCUGCCCCCUCCAUCCCCCUUCCUCUGCCACUGGGCAGAACCAGCACCCUUAACAAACUACAGCUCCCUGAAUUAUUUGCAAGGAUGUGUGUGCUUUAAAUGCAUGUUCGUGGGCAGCCUUCUUCUCUAAUGCGAUGGUGGGAGACACGGCAGUCUGGAGAUGGGGAGUGCUUAAUGCCAAGGCCCCUUUUCCACUCUAAGGGCUGCAUUACCUUCUCAGCGACCUUCGGAGGGCCACAUGACAGAGAGACCAGAGGCAAAAGGGAGCAGAGCAGCGGGUGUGAAUUACAGCUUUGUAGGAUAGGCUUGUUUCUACACCUAGGAACCUCGUACCUACGGGAUCGCCUCUCUUGGUAUGCCCCGCGGAGGACCUUAAGGUCCACAAAUUCCACUGGAGGAAUGGCAGAUGAAACUGAUGGACUAUAUGGAACUGGCGGAAAUGACUGGCAGAAUCCGUGACCAGGGAGAAGAGUUGGUGGAGGAAGAUUGGAAGAAAUUUAAAGACUAUCUGCAGAAAUAUUGCAAAAUUAAAGAAUGUUAGAGUGAUGUUGGAUUGAAAAUAAGUGGCUUCCAGCUGUACAUGAUUUAAAGCUAUAUAUAGAUCAAGAUUAAGGAUUAGGAUUAAAAAAGUUAAAGGAAAUAGAAAUUUGGUCUUUAAGAGGUAAAAUUUAAUGUUAUAUUAUAUCAAGAUUAAAGAUUGGGAUUAAAAAAGAGGGAAAGAAAUUGCUGGACAAACAAUUUGAACUGGAAUACAAAAGAGGGAGGUAUGAGGAGGUCCAGAAAAUAAGUAAAUUUAAAAAUGGAGAUGAAAAGGUGGUAUUGUUUUUAACUGUUUUCUUUUUUGUCUUUUGUUUUUUGUUUUUUUUUCUGGAUUAUGUAUUGUGUACUUUUGAAUUGUGUAUUUCUUUUUUUAUUUUAAAUUUUUUUAUCGAUGUGUUCUUUUUAUUGGAAACCUUAAUAAAUAUCAUUAAAAAAAAAAAAUAAGGUCCACAAAUGUUUAAUGUUUUAUUAUGUUUUUAUAUGUUGCUGCACAGAGUGGCUGGGGCAACCCAAUCAGAUGGGCGGGGUGCAAAUAACAACAACAAUUCAGUCCAACACCCCUAUGUUGCAGGAAUAUUUUGCCCAUAUGGGGCCAAACCCAUGACCCAGAGAUAGGGGACUUAUGUUUAUUUGGUUCUAUGUUUUCAAGAGAAUCCAUUAAGAGUGCACAUUUUGUGACUUUCAGAGAUUCAGAAGUUUUCUGUUUAUGUGAUUUCAUAUAUUUCCUAUUAUAUAAAGAGUGUAUAUUGAUAUUGUAUCAUUGUAUUUGGUCUUCAUGUUGCCUUGCAUAUUACUGACUACUGCUAGGGUGGUCAACUGUUUUUUGGGGGGGGGUUUCAGCCCCCUCAAAUAUUUAUGGGGCAGCAAAGGGACUUCUGUCCCUAUGAGUUGGCUUCUAUGGAGAGAGCAAGACUUGGAAACUGCCCAACAACAGACUGAGGAAGCACACAGACCACCUGUUGCAUAAGCUCCAAUAUUUCUGCGAUGAAAAUAGGGAUGCCCUAUUUAUUAUUAUUAUUAUUAUUAUUAUUAUUACCCACCCAUCUGACUGGGUUGCCCCAGCCACUGUGGGAGGCUUCCAAUAUAUAUAAAUACAUUUUUUAAAAAAUUAAACAUUAAAAACUUCCCUAUCCUGGGCUACCUUCAGAUGCCUUCUAAAGGUUGUAUAGUUCCUUAUCUCCUUGGCUCGGGGGUCGCCGACGAAAAUAGGGGCGUCCUACCAUACCCUCCAAUAUUUCUCCCAUGAAAAUAGGGAUAUCCUAAGGAAAAACCGUGUCAAAUCAGAAACCGGGAUGUCUUCUGUAAAUACAGGACUGUCCCUGGAAAAUAGGGACACUUGCAGGGUCUGCUGUUGACAGUUUUGUUGCCUCUGUACUGAGAUGAACUACAUUUCUAUCUAGAUGAUAGUCAUUUCCAAAUUUGCAUUCCAAAUUUGUAUCUACGCAUAAAAAGAAUCUGUGUCUUUUUUAAAACCUCUCUUUUUGGGGGGGCGGUUUGGGGACUUGAUGUGUGGUCCAUAAAUGGCCACCUUGGUCCAUUUUGGCCUAGUCAGAGGCUACUGAACUGGUUAGGCUGCUGAAAUCAGAGCAAAGCUUUCCGCUUAUGCAGCAAAACCAGCCUGUUUGCUUUUUCAUCUUCCCCCUCUGCAUGACAGCUGGCCGGCACCUUCUGGGAGUUAAUAAUUAAAGUGCAAACUUUCCUCCUGAACCCGGAAAGAGUCAUUUAAUAGGAAGGGUGAGGAGCAAUGAAAGAAUUUUUUCUUGCACAAUGAAAGAAUGUUGUUUGUGCAACUCCCAGAAUAGAAAGAGAUUUUUUUAUUAUUAUUUGUAGUGUCAUGAGUGCUGCGGGGGCAAUAAACUGCCAUCGAGCAUUUAUUGGACUGGCAAUUUGGGUUAAAAGGGUGAUGACAGUGGAAUUUCCCCUUGCUUUUGCCUUGGUUACUUGAACGCAUCCGGACUUCAUCUAAAGUGGAUUGUGAACUCUGUUAAUCCCCCCUUCCCCAUAAAUCUCUGUAUUUCCCCUAAAUCCAGAGAUUCCUUAUGCUUUGCCAAUCCUAAUAAUAAUAAUAAUAAUAAUAAUAAUAAUAAUUUAUACCCCGCCCAUCUGGCUGGGCUCCCCCAGCCACUCUGGGCGGCUUCCAACAAAAUAUUAAAAUACAGUAAUGCAUCAAACAUUAAAAGCUUCCCUAAACAGUAUGAGAGCUACACUGAUUGCACUGGGAAUCUCCACAUCCCUGCAACAUUUCACAAUGCAAUUUGCUUUUAAAAAUCCUGUUAGCGUUUUACUUCGAAUUUCCUUCUAACAAAGACACAUUUUGGCAAAACCAUUUCGCCUAACGCAAUGCAUCUUUGUAUGUCGUUUUCCCUAACAUAUGUUUUUGAUGGAUGCGGUUCCCUUAUGCAUACAUUUUUGUUCACAUUGUACGGCUGGAGAAUUGCAGAAGAAGUUCCAGAGGUGUACGAGUUUUGAAAGAGAGCUGCGCUUCCAUUCGCGUUCUGGUUCAAGGAGUAUGAAUGCAAAGAGAAUCAAAUUUCUUCCCCAUCCCUUUUUUUUUUUUUAAAUAAUAUUUAUUAAAAUUUCAAAAAAAGAAAAAUCACAUUAAUGAGAAAAUUAACAGUAAAAAGGAAAAAUACAAAGAAGAAAAAACAGUUAAAAACAAUUCCAUCUUUUCAUCACUUCUUUUACGUUUACUUGUUUCCCGGACCUCCUCAUACCUCCCUCUUUUGUAUUCCAAUUCAAUUUGUUAAUCCAGCAAUUCCUUUCCCUCCUUUUUAAUCCUAAUCUUUAAUCUUGAUAUAUUAUAACAUUAAAUUUUUACAUAUUAAAAACCAAUUUUUCCAUAUUCUUUUAUACCAGUACAGCUAGAAACCACUUAACUUCAAUCCAACAUCAUUCUAACAUUCAUUAAUUUUGCAAUAUUUCUGUAAAUAGUCUUUAAAUUUCUUCCAAUCUUCUUCCACUGACUCUUCUCCCUAGUCUCGGAUUCUGCCAGUCAUUUCCGCUAACUCCAUGUAGUCCAUCAAUUUCAUCUGCCAUUCCUCCAGUGUGGGUAAGUCUUGUGUCUUCCAAUGCUUUGCAAUAAGUAUUCUUGCUGCUGUUGUAGCAUACAUAAAGAAAGUUCUAUCCUUUUUUAACACCGAUUGGCCGACUAUGCCCAGGAGAAAGGCCUCUGGUUUCUUCACCCAUCCCAAAGCCUUUGAUUUCUGCUUAUUGCAUUUGCUUCAACCACAUCUGGGUUCCUGUUCCUCUCGCUUUGACGCUCUUGGAUGCUAAAUCGGCACAAACCUCUUUUUAUGUUGCUGGGUCUACAACUUCAUUCAUUCAUUUGGCGAAUUUGCCUCCCAAAAAAGCUCCACAACUUUUCUGUCCGGAUUUCCACAGCUUAAAUUAUGGCAACCAGUGCCGGAUUUACGUCUAAGCUAAACAAGCUAUAGCUUAGGGCCCCACUCUCUUGGGGGGCACCCCCAAAAAUUAAAGGGGGAAAAACCUGGAUGUACAUUUCCAAAAUAUAAGAUAAAAAACAAAUAAAAUAAAACCUAAAUGCAGUAACAGUGUUUUGUGUUGUGUAGGCUCCUAUGAUGUAAGUCAUGGGCCCCGCCUGCUAGCCUGCUCCCUAAAAUAUCACUGGUUUGCUCAUUUCUAUAUAUAGGGUGCCUACAUUCUGCAUCGACUGGUUGCACAGCAAUAUGUAGCAAUUAGCUGCAGACUGCAGUGUAGCACAGUUGAAUGUAGGUCAAGCUGUUGUACCUGUUGUCGCUCCACACAAAGAAAAUGGUAGAGUUACGCAGCUGUGAAUUCAUUCAUUCAUUCAUUCAUUCAUUUUCUUAGCUAUCUUCCCCGGGCAGGUUCCAGCAACAGCAUAUCCAAUGAUUUGUUGUUGUUUAGUCGUUUAGUCGUGUCCGACUCUUCGUGACCCCAUGGACCAGAGCAUGCCUGGCACUCCUGUCUUCCACUGCCUCCCGCAGUUUGGUCAAACUCAUGCUGGUAGCUUCAAGAACACUGUCCCACCAUCUCGUCCUCUGUCGUCCCCUUCUCCUUGUGCCCUCCAUCUUUCCCAACAUCAGGGUCUUUUCCAGGGAGUCUUCUCUUCUCAUGAGGUGGCCAAAGUCUUGGAGCCUCAGCUUCAGGAUCUGGUUGUACCUGUUAUCUAAUAUUAAAGAGUGCUUGUAGACUGAUGAUCAGGCAGCAGAGACUAAGGGUAUGAGUCUUAUGCCUACUGACUGAUUUCAUGUAACAAUUACUUUGAUAAAAUAUGUUAUGUACUGAAGUUCUCACCCUGGGCCAGCAGGGGGAUACUGUAGAUAGUUUUCACUCAGGUCCUCAUAUGCAAAUAAGGGAUUGAAAGUGACGUUCAGUGAUUGGAUAGUUACAGAAAGUUGUUACUGUUGUGUUGUACUGGAGCUCUAUAUAACCAGGCUGGCUGAACCUUUCAGUUCAGUUCUGUUCUGGCCUGUGAAUAAGCAAGAGCUGUUUGAAGAAUCGCUGUGUCGUCUGAUAUGUUCACCCACAACUUAACAAAAUACAUAUUUUGUUAUGUGAAAAUGGCUUUAGAUACCUAUUAGGUCCAUAAAUUACCAUAUGGCAUAUAUUCAACACAAAAAAGAGCGACAAUUUGUGGUUGACUAAGGACAGCUGGACAUAUAAAGGGCCCCAUUACCUCCAGUAGAUUAGGGCCUCAUCAAACCUAAUAUACGACCCUGAUGGCAACCCUAGUAUGUGUAUUUUAAUGAGCUAAAUAGAGUGAAAGAUUACACGCCACAGGGACAUGGACAGUAAGUACAUGAACCUAACAGUGCUAUGGUUAUCUUUUGGCGGCUAUUUUGUUCAUGUUGCUAAUAUUUUAUCGCAGGAUAUAAGCGCUGCAUUUGGUAAUCAUCUAUUUAGACAUUUCCUUUAAUUGUGCUGUUUAGCUGAUUUGUUCAGUUGCUUUGUGAAAAGUGUUCUAUAGAUUGCUAUUGUUUCAAGGAUGGUUUGUUGAUUGUUCCGUAUGAUUUAUGCUGUGUUUGUGACGUUCUGUUAGGCCCUAUCAGGCUCUUGGUAUUUAUUGUUUGUAAGCCGCUUCAGGAUUCAUCCGAAUGAAAAGUGGUGUAGAAAUAUUGUCAAGCAAUCAUCUUUUACGGCUUUUUUGUAUUUGAUUUUUAUUUGUGGUAUUUUUUAGGAUGUUGUGUAGCUUUUAGACUUUCUUUGAAAUAUGGCUGAUUAAAUAAUCAACAAUAAACUGUGGUGUGGGUUCACUGUUUGGCUUGUAAUUAUGUAUCUUUGCAUUUUUAUAUUGUACAGCGGUACCUCAGGUUAAGAACUUAAUUCGUUCCAGAGGUCCGUUCUUAACCUGAAACUGUUCUUAACCUGAAGCACCACUUUAGCUAAUGGGGCCUCCUGCUACCGCUGCGCCGCCAUUGUGCAAUUUCUGUUCUUAACCCGAAAUACUAUUUCUGGGUUAGCGGAGUCUGUAACCUGAAGCGUCUGUAACCUGAAGCGUUUGUAACCCGAGGUACCACUGUAUACAAUCCUGUGCUCCUUAUUUUAAUCAUCAUCAUCAUCUUCCUUGGUGAUCGCUCGUAGCCGAGUAAGAUUGUCUUCCAUGAACACAGUCUUAACAGUGAGUCCGUAAGUGACUGUGGAGGUCGAUUCUGGAUCCACACAUCCUUCCACAGUGGGGACAUAAGUUUCCAGGCGGGAGUUUAUCACAGUGAGGGUUUGCCAAGCGUGCCUUCCUCUUAGCAUGCUUCUCCCUUGUUUCCCGAGUUCGAGGGUCUUCAAAGCCCAUUACACCUUUGCUAAAGGCUGUUCUCCAACUGGAGCGCUCGCAGGCCAGCGUUUCCCAGUUGUUGGUGUUUAUACUCCAUUUUUAAAGAUUUGCCUUGAGAGAGUCUUUAAGCCACUUUUCUUGACCACCAGCAUUACUCUUCCAUUUUUAAGUUUGGAAUAAGAAUAGGAGUCCAUCCAUGACUGGCGCACCCUCAACCACCAAUGCCGCUCCUUUCUAACCUUCCCUCUUUUGGUUCCCCCCAGGGCUAUGGCGAAUGCGUCCCUGCUGCUCCUGCUGCGCUCCUUGAACGCGAGCGCCAACGCCUCCGACGCCGACUGCGAGGAGGAAGACCCCUACAGGUGCACCUUCAACGAGGAGUUCAAGUACAUCCUCCUGCCCGUCUCCUACAGCCUCGUCUUCGUGGUGGGCCUGUGCCUCAACCUGCUGGCCCUUUACAUCUUCCUCUUCCGAAUCAAGACCUGGAAUGCCUCCACCACCUACAUGUUCAACCUGGCUGUGUCGGACACCUUGUACGUGAUCUCGCUGCCGCUCCUGGUCUACUACUACGCCAAGAGGAACCACUGGCCCUUCAGCGUGGGCUUGUGCAAGAUCGUCCGCUUCCUCUUCUACACCAACCUCUACUGCAGCAUCCUCUUCUUGCUCUGCAUCAGCAUCCAUCGUUUCAUGGGCAUCUGCCUCCCGUUGAAGUCCCUGGAGUGGGGACAAGUCCGCUAUGCACGCUGGGUCUCGGCCACCGUCUGGGCGGUCGUCAUCGCCUGCCAGUCGCCGGUGCUCUACUUCGUCACAACCAGCCCCCGGUGCGACAAGAUCACCUGCCACGACACGUCGGCGAAGGACCUCUUCGGCGACUUCAUCAUCUACAGCACCGUGAUGCUGGUCCUUCUCUUCUGCAUCCCCUUCCUGGUCAUCAUCGUCUGCUACUCCCUGAUGGCUCGCCGGUUGCUCCAGCCCACCCGCGGCACCACCCGGAUGUCCAGCUCCAAGAAGAAGUCGGUCAAGAUGAUCGCCAUCGUCCUGGCGGUCUUCAUCAUCUGCUUCUUGCCCUUCCACAUCACUCGGACCUUGUACUAUUACUUCCGCGACUGGGACCUCAGCUGCGCCACUCUCGACGCCAUCAACUUGGCAUACAAACUCACCCGGCCCCUGGCUAGCACCAACAGCUGCCUGGACCCUAUCUUGUACUUUUUAGCAGGGCAGAAGUUUGUGAAAUUUGCUUGCCCCAAAACGCCGGGGCCGGGCGAGAACCAGGCGACCUCGAACACCACCGUCAAUUGCCGCUUGCGGGCCAGAGACCAGUUAGCGAUGAAAGCGAAAAGCAUCGUGUCGUAGGCGCUUGACAUUUCCGCCUCCACCCAUCUGCAAAGUAUUACUUACCUGUGUGUGUCGGUUGGGGAAAGUUCCAUGUUGCAGGGAGAAGGGUUUGGUUCUCGACCUGUGAGACGCCGGAAGUGUAUUUUCAACCUGUAUCUGCAAGAAAUGGUUCGAAAAGUGAUGGACACGUCACUUUUUCCUUCCCCCGACACUUGUUGUUGUUUUGGAAGCUAGGUACUAUAUUAAGCGUGUUGUCUAAUCUGACAAUGGCACAAUAGACACUGAGUUGUGUGAAUAGGGAAUCCUACACAAGGUGUGUAGUGAGAGGCAAUGUAGCGUAAUGGACGAAGGAUUGGGUUUAGACCCACUGAAUACAUGCAGUGUAUCACUUGGAAAAAUUCUUUCUAGACUGCACCACUUCAGUUUGCAUUGGCUGGGGGUGUGUGUGUCACAAGUCUGAAUGCUAAAACAUUACUCUUCCACAACCAACGGAACCUACAGAGCUGCUGUAUACAGAGUCAGACCACUGGUCUAUCUAACCCAGUAUCAACAAGUUUUACUGGGGCUGGAUCUACAUUGAUCAGCUAAACCUUUUUUAAAAAAAUAAUGUUCUAUAAUGCUGAAUAGCAGUUUCCCAUUGCUGAUAGCUCUCUGCUCUGCAGCGCCCUCUGGGGGUCAAAUUUUAAUAACGUAUUUUAACGUUAUAAACGACGUGUGUAGGUCCAUCCUGGGAUUUCAGGUAGAGAGCUUUCCCCAAGCCUACUUGGAGAUGCCAAGGGACCUUUUGAAUGGGCUCUAUGGUCCUAGAAUGAACCUCAGGCAUCUAGUUUUCAAUACAUGGGAAAUCUUUUAUUUAGGUGAACAUUCAGCAUUGCACCCGCUCACCCAAACAUCUGCCGCUCGAAGCCAUACAGUCCAGAAAUGGUUUCAUCAUUUCGUCUACCGUUCGGUCAGACCACAGCUGCCCCCUUCUUUGUUUCCUAGAAAGGGCUCACCGGGUGAGGCAGAGCUGCUAUACUAACUUCCCAGCAGAUGGCUAUAUUAUUGUUAUUAAUAUUAUAGAUGCAAGAGUAACCUCAGACCAGCUUCCUGUGAGCCCCACUUACUCCAGGCCAGUCCCAGCCAGCGACAACCCUCAUACAGGCAACCAUUUAGUUAGACCCCACUCUCAGUAUCCUUGAGCAAGCUUUGGCCUCUCAUCCUGACGUACCUCGCAGGGUUGUCGUGAGGAUAAAAUGAGCCCCGCACUUUCUGCCCUGGCUGCUUGUGUUUUCUCUCAUUUAAACCCAAUGUCUAGAUGCUGCCUGCCUUUCUGGGCAAAACCUUCCCAUGCUCACCCAUGCUUUCCUCCCAUAACCUCCAGGCUUGACUACUGUGAUGCACUUUACGUGGGGCUGCCCUUGAAGGUAAUUUGGGAACCGCCGCUGGCGCAGGAUGCUGCUGGCUGUCUCUUUGCAGAUUGGUCCGCCUCCCAAGCCCGAGCAAAGGUGCUGGUUUUUAACCUACAAAGCCCUUUGUGGGCCCGAAGGAACACCCCUCCCCGAAUCAGCGGCAGGCGAGUGUGCAGCCCUGGUUCCUGUGCCUUCAUACUGCAGUGGCUCCAAGAAAUUGGACCUGACUCUUUGACACGAGAAAGAGUCCACCCCUGGCUGUCUUCUGCAUAACACACUCCCUCUGCGUCCGCCUAAAACUCCACAAAGUCAGCAAGACCCAUUUCAUCAGGCAUUUAAUUCUAUGAUUCUAAUUGAAUCAUUAGUUUCAGUCUGUUUUGCUGUCGUUGAUGUCUUUUCGUCUCGUGGUUUUAUGAUCCUACUGUGUUGUUGUUGGUUUUUUCAAUAUUGUAUGCUGCUUAGAAAGUGGCCUAUAGUGAGGUUAAAUAAAUUUAUUAUUAUUAGCAUUAACAAAUAUAGUGGGGGAAGGUUUUACAGGCGCGGCAGGGAGAGCCCCCCCCAUGUAAGACGGAUAGCUGGCCAUUUUGCACAACUGAGUUUUAGACUAAGCCGGGCGGAGGAGGUUCUGGGUUGCCAUCUUAUGUCUACUGGCCCUGCUCCUGUGCCCUUCGCACCUUCAUGACUGGCAGGGAUUUAGCAUGAGGAGACUCUUCUCCUGGCAUGCAGGUGGAGAAAAAUGCCGCUUUCUAAAUUCCUGUGGGUUGUGCAACUGCUUAAAAGGCAUAGAAGAAACAAAGUUGGCAAGAGCAGUAGGGUGGCAGGAGGGAUGGAAAUGUGCCCUAAAGCCCUGGACAAUUCAGUUGACUGAAAAUGUGACUGACGCUUUUUUUUUUUUGCAAAAAAAGAGAAAGAAUAAAAUCUCAGCUAUUUGGGAAACCCAAACGAAGGUGUUGUGGUGGCAUCCAAGGGUGAAAUCCAGGACACAUUCACCUGCAUGGAGAAGAGUUGGUGUCCCAGUGGGUACCUUAUAACUAGGAGGGAUGCGGGUGGCGCUGUGGUCUAAACCACUGAGCCUCUUGGGUUUGCCGAUCGGAAAAUCAGUGGUUCGAAUCAACGCGAUGCGGUGAGCUCCCAUUGUUCUGCCCCAGCUCCUGCCAACCUAGCAGUUCGAAAGCACGUCAAAGUGCAAGUAGAUAAAUAGGUAUCGCUGCACUGGGAAGGUAAACAGUGUUUCUGUGCACUCUGGUUUCUAUCACAGAGUCCCGUUGUGCCAGAAGCGGUUUAGUCCUGCUGGCCACAUGACCCGGAAAGCUGUCUGUGGACAAACGCCGGCUCCCUCAGCCUGAAAG
Molecule: messenger RNA, 41687 nt
Organism: Podarcis lilfordi (Lilford's wall lizard)
Lineage: Eukaryota; Metazoa; Chordata; Lepidosauria; Squamata; Lacertidae
Source: the annotation of a GenBank genome assembly